AUAAAUAUAAAUUAUAAACAUCCGCAGUCUGCUAAUGAGAGAUGCAACGAUUAGACUCACAAUCGAUAUGCAAGCAAUAUGCCUCGUUAUACUAGUCUUGAACGCGUUUCUUUAUCGUAUUAAAAUAGGGUGUGCGAGAAACCCUUUACAGGGAACUGUGCUUGUGUGUUACGUUCCUGUUCCCGAGUCACUGCUAGGGGUGCUUGCCCUGCGGAUGAACUUAGAUAGUAGGUUGCCGCCACGAAAGACGGUGUUAACGUCGAUAGUCACCAUUCGAAUCGUAGAGUAACCCGAAUGUCAGUCGAUAUCUUCAAACUCGACGGCCAGGAUGGGAAGGCUCUCCCAAUUCACGUGCCACAGAAUGUGGGAUUCUGGGAAACGUAUCGUUACGUCAUGGAAGAUGCAGCAGAUUCCAGAGUAGCAGAUUGGUUUUUAAUGGGCAGUCCUUUUCCAUUGCUAGGAAUUAUAUGUCUUUAUCUACUCUUCGUUCUUCAUCUUGGCCCUUUUUGUAUGAAAAAUCGAAAACCAUUCAAUCUAAAUAGACUUAUGAUUUGUUAUAACAUUUCUAUGGCAACCGCGAGCGGAACUGUAUUUUACGGGUUACUUACGUCAGGCUUCACUACAAAAUUUUCUUUGGGAUGCGAGACUCACGUCGUUUCGAACGAUCCUGAAUCUUAUCGUAUGGCUCGAUGGGUGUGGAGGCUCUUAAUGUUGAAAAUCCUCGAGUUGAGCGACACCGUCAUCUUCAUUCUGAGGAAAAAAUACAACCAAGCGUCUUUCCUCCACAUUUAUCAUCACACGUCCACCGCUCUUCUUUCGUGGAUCGCGUGCAAAUUUGUUCCAGGCGGCAUGUGGACGUUCACGAUUAUGCCAAACUGCAUCGUGCACGUGAUUAUGUACACCUAUUAUCUGCUCGCCUGCUUGGGCCCAGAAGUGCAAAAGAGGAUCGCGCCUUGGAAACAAUACAUUACCGGGUUACAAAUGUUCCAGUUUAUAAUCAUGAUAUGUCACACGUUCCAAACUUUGUUGCCUACUUGCGAACCAAAUCGAAAACCAAUAGCUUAUAUCUACAUGUCGCAGAUUCUUAUCAUGUUUUACAUGUUUUGCGACUACUACAAGAAAUCGUAUCUCAGAAAAAAGGCGGAGUAAAGAUUUAAAGAGUCAUAAAAACUGUAAGUAAACAGGUGAUUCCGGAUUACACGCUGUACGAACGCUGCUUUGAAAAUCGUAGAAAUCCUGCUAUACCGGCCAGUUACUGUUCGCUGUUCCAUUCUCGAAGAGGCGUGUCUACAUGGUGAUAAUUUCGUGGAAAAUCGUGAUAGAACGAACGUGGAUCACGAACGUUUGAUGUAUCGCACCGGCGGAACACAUUAGAAAGACAUGCAUCGGAAAACAGGCACACGACACGACAUAACACCGAAGUUGACGUAUACGCAUCAGAGUUGGGUGAAAUUUUACUUGCAAAUUCAAAAUUUUAUUCUACAAAAGGGGAAAUAUUGAUUUUGUUGAGUAACUAGCACUAUAAAGAUCGGCUUUGCUAGUAAUCUUUAUCAGAUAUUGCUGAGUUUUGUUAAGAAUCUACAAAAUUUGAUUUUUGUUACUUAUAAAGGAAACAUGAAAAUAAAUCUAGAUAGAAAUAUAUUAAUAUUUAAAUUUAUCGCAAUUGUUUGAUGAUCACUAACUGCUGAAAAAUACACGAAACUACAGUAACGUCAUUAAUUAUCUAAAAAUCGCAUGACAGUGGUCGUUAUAGUGCUAAUGAACAACUGAUCAAGUCGAAUUUAUUAUGGGAAUUUAGUUGCUAUUAUAUUGACUUUUACAAUUAUUUUUAAUGAACAAUUAUAAUAGACGUAAUAGUUUUUCAUCGAUAUGAAUUAAGUUAGUUUAUUUAAUUAUUUUUUAUUAAUAAAACAUUCGACUGAAAUGAAUAUAUUUAAAUAAUUAUUUGUUUUAAACAGUACCCAACUCUGGUAUGUAUUUUCCUCGCAAGAGUAUUUUCACUCGAAUUUUUCUUUUUCCUCUACUUUCUCUUAUUUUUUUCUUUCUUUUCUUGUUUUGUCUUUUGCCAGUGAGCGAGGGAUCGAAAUGCAUUGGAUUUUAUUUCGCGUAAUAUCGAGACAGUGCUAACACUUUCGACACUAUAGUGGUGAUUCUAAUUUUAUUAAAAUCCGGCAGACAGCGGAUCGACAUUAACGUUCGUUGAAUACUUUUUUGCGGAGUGUUCUCCUUUUAGUGGUGCUCGUUCGUAGCUUAGAUUCUUUUUUUAUUCUCUCUUAUUCUGUAUCGCGAUUACGCAGGACGUUGGAUAUUCAAUAUUUUCGCUUUUAGCGGUUAAUUUCAACUGGAUAGAUCCGCGUUAGAUAAACUUCCGCGUCGAGGGAAUUUGAAAGAAGUUAAAAUGUUAAUUAUAGUUCUAGUAUAUUCUUGUAUGGACCAUGUAAGUUUUGGAAUUAUGCAACGAACGUGUAUUUUACAAAUGUAUUGGAAACGACAAGCUGAAAUGUAUGUAAUAAAGAAUAUUAAGUUCAAGUAUUUGAGCGUUGUGCAUUCAUCAUUAUAAAUGAACAGAUCUGUUAGCCUUUUCAGUAGUAUUAGCCGUACGUGCACAGUCAGACCAGUGCAGACUAAAUACAAUACAAAUAGACAUAAGUGUAUAAUAUAUUUAUUGGAGUG
Messenger RNA from Frieseomelitta varia, 2673 nucleotides. RefSeq names its product elongation of very long chain fatty acids protein 7-like. The transcript has 8 exons. The record is from RefSeq and is a predicted model, not a curated record. NCBI's taxonomy places the organism in Eukaryota, Metazoa, Arthropoda, Insecta, Hymenoptera, Apidae. Gene Ontology annotation, biological process: very long-chain fatty acid biosynthetic process; sphingolipid biosynthetic process; fatty acid elongation, saturated fatty acid. Gene Ontology annotation, molecular function: fatty acid elongase activity. Bases 295 to 1149 code for a protein of 284 amino acids. Gene Ontology annotation, cellular component: endoplasmic reticulum membrane.